UGUUAAUAACAAAGUUAGUAAUAUUGUCUAGCCUUGUGAUUUUAGUGACGGGGCGGCGGUUGAAAGGCAUCCACAAUGACUACAUAGAUUUAGUAUGGCCGGAUAAAUACUAUUGCGAAGCAACAAAAAUGUACCUUGCUGCAAAUUUGAUUGAAAAUUUCAAGAUAUGGCACACUGAAGAACGAUCAAGAGUCGACUAUAAUAAUGGCGCAGUAAAAACCAUAAUAGUCUCAAGCAGUUCAUGGUGGAGGCGUGGUACCAAAUACGAUAUUUUCCCAAAAACUACUGACAAAGAAGAAAAUGCGAUAACUUGCGAAUACACAAAAGGGUCCAGGUAUAGUCCGGAAACUCCGACAGACCUCCUGCCAAGUACAUAUGAAUCAUAUGAAGCAGUAGAAAAUGACACUAUAUUUGGGGAGCGAGUUACUAAGUUUUUCGCUGAAAAAGAAGACGAACGUUCGAAGUACAAGUUGACGCUAUGGGCCAAAUUUGACUCCGAUUAUGGAUACUGGUUACCUAUCAAAUAUGAUGAACAAGUGUACAACACCUGGUUAGGGUACAUGGACCAUCACGAUAUAUGGGAGUUCUUUAAUUACGAGAAAUACUUUGAUGAUGACGUCUUUAACAUAUCUUCUUACGGUUGUGUCCCAGCCCGUAGCGCUCUAGACAAGGAGGUCACGCUUAUAGAUCCCCUUAAAAAAGAACAUGUUGACCGCAUGUUUAAUGCGUAUAAACAAAAGCACAAUAAAGUGUACCAGAAUGAUCAGGAACACGCCAUGAGGAGGAGCAUCUUUCAAAAAAACAUAAGAUUGAUCGCCGCGAAAAAUCGUCAGAACCUUGGCUACAAGCUGUCACUGAAUCAUUUCGCUGACCGAACCCCUGAGGAGAUGAGGAAGUACACUGGCCUCGUCAGACGUCGGGCGAGGCAGCCAGGCAACAUUCCGUUUCCUUAUGACGACUAUAAGAUCAAAACUAUUGUGGAGACCUUACCCACUGAGUAUGAUGCACGUCUUUUGGGACUGGUGACAAAUAUUAAAAAUCAAGAGGACUGCGGCUCGUGCUGGACCUUCGCCACCACCGCCGUCGUAGAAGGCGCCAUUGCCAAGAGCAAUGGUGGGAAACUCGUCGCACUCAGCAACCAAGCCCUGAUUGACUGUGCUUGGGGCUAUGGUGCCGAGGGUUGUAACGGUGGAACUGACGAUGAAGCCUACCAGUGGAUCAGGGAAUAUGGCCUACCCACUGAGGAAGAGUAUGGCCAAUACGCUAACAGGAAUGGUUAUUGUAAUAUCAACAACAUGACGACUACGUACAAAAUCAAGGGUUAUACAGAUAUAACUCCUAACAGUGUCAAUGCUAUUAAGGUGGCUUUAGUUAACCAUGGUCCAAUAACAGCGUCUGUUUACGUGAACGAUGAAUUCUCUUUCUAUGCUGGCGGAGUCUUCUACAUCUCGGAAUCCGAGUGUCCAAAUAAUUCACAGAACCUCAACCAUGAGGUGGUAAUCGUGGGUUACGGAGAAGAGAAUGGAGACACUUUCUGGAUCGUCAAGAACUCCUGGGGGCCGACUUGGGGCAUCGACGGAUACAUGCACAUCUCCGCCAGGGACAAUGUGUGCGGCAUUGAAGCUGAACCAACUUACGUUGUUGUUUAGACUGUGUCGCUUUCAGUCAUACUCUCGAUUUAGACUGUGACUGACUGUAUUGUUUAGACUGUGCAAUUUUCCCGCCGAACUUGUUUGUCACAAGAGGAUUUGAAAAAAUGUAAUUAAUAAAUUUUAGAAAUACUUACGUAUUCUAACGAAUACGUUUAUUAAAUGUAAAUGGGCAUUUCAUUUUAGCUGGCAUAUUUCAGUAAGCACGUGAAAUUUUUAUUUUUAAAUAUACUUUCAUA
Messenger RNA from Amyelois transitella, 1888 nucleotides. RefSeq lists its product as uncharacterized. Gene Ontology annotation, cellular component: lysosome. Gene Ontology annotation, biological process: immune response. NCBI's taxonomy places the organism in Eukaryota, Metazoa, Arthropoda, Insecta, Lepidoptera, Pyralidae. The record is from RefSeq and is a predicted model, not a curated record. Bases 129 to 1649 code for a protein of 506 amino acids. Gene Ontology annotation, molecular function: cysteine-type endopeptidase activity. The transcript has 14 exons.